Alternaria atra is the source of this 741-nucleotide messenger RNA. RefSeq lists its product as uncharacterized. Bases 1 to 741 code for a protein of 246 amino acids. Lineage: Eukaryota; Fungi; Ascomycota; Dothideomycetes; Pleosporales; Pleosporaceae. The transcript has a single exon. The record is from RefSeq and is a predicted model, not a curated record.
AUGGCAUCUGCGGCGAUCGACGGCGAUCGAGCGCCGGAUCUUACAGAGGCUGUCGUGACGCUUCAGCAGACAAUACGGGGGUUUAUGAGAGACGUCAAAACUGGACGUGAGGGUUUCGUGCUAAGACCAGUAGUUCCUGCUGACGGUGGAACGAACACGGCAUACGUAAGCAUAACGUCUGCUGACAAGGAGACCGAGACUCAGCUGGAAGCUUUAGAAGCGCAACUACGAACUUUGGAACAACAGCUAAGAUCCAGAGGAGAUUGGCAAUUACCAGACCAAUUACCGAACUCAUCGAUACCGACUGUCCUCGACCUCGCUGACCUUUCCAAUGCUAUCACGCUACUCGACCAUUUGAUCGAAUCUACAAAACCAACUCAACAGAACACUCCUCAACAGACCUUAUCAGCAUACUCCUGGACGUGGGAUCCAGAAUGGCAUGAGUUCUACACCUACAUACCCUCCCAGGAAGUCUGGGUCUAUCUUUCACGAUGGAAGUUGAAUGAGAUCAGGAACGUUUGGGAGCAUGUGAGCAUGUCUGGUGCCAACCUGAUGCCGGAUACUGCGGCAGAGAUGCUUGGUGCUUGGGAAGACUGGGUUUGGGAUUCGACGUGGCGACGAUGGUAUCUGGAGGUGGAUGAAAUCGACACUGGUGAGAAGAGCCAAAUCUUUGCAAGUCCAUGGCGCAUCCAUGCUGAUGGCGAAUGGGUUUAUGUCGGAGGGAUAGAGGCCGUAGUCUAG